Molecule: messenger RNA, 2064 nt
Organism: Protopterus annectens (West African lungfish)
Lineage: Eukaryota; Metazoa; Chordata; Ceratodontiformes; Protopteridae
Gene: TUBB1
Product: tubulin beta 1 class VI
Exons: 4
Coding region: 136-1491 (451 amino acids)
Biological process (GO): microtubule cytoskeleton organization; mitotic cell cycle
Cellular component (GO): microtubule; cytoplasm
Molecular function (GO): GTPase activity; structural constituent of cytoskeleton; GTP binding
Source: RefSeq, a predicted model, not a curated record
AGGCAGCUGUGGGUCAUACGGAGCAUCAGAGUACAGAGACUGUAGUGUGUGUUUGGCAGAGCAGGAACAGAUACAGAAAGGAAGCAACUGAAGUGAGACCUGUCUCAUUUUUCCAAAUCUGAGAAAAGCAGAAACAUGCGUGAAAUAGUCCACAUCCAGGUUGGUCAGUGUGGCAAUCAAAUUGGAGCCAAGUUCUGGGAAAUCAUUGGUGAUGAACAUGGAAUUACAUCGACAGGGGUUUACAAAGGAGAUUCGGACUUGCAGCUGGAGAGGGCCAGUGUGUAUUUCAAUGAAGCACAUUCUCAGAAGUUUGUGCCUCGUGCUGUACUAGUGGAUCUGGAGCCAGGUACAAUGGACAGCGUACGCUCCAGUAGGAUAGGUCAGCUUUUCCGACCAGACAACUUCAUCCAUGGUCAUUCAGGCGCUGGGAACAACUGGGCUAAAGGACACUACACCGAAGGAGCUGAACUAAUAGAAAGUAUAAUAGAUGUAGUAAGAAAUGAAUGUGAAAGCUGUGACUGUCUUCAAGGCUUCCAAAUGGUGCAUUCUCUUGGAGGAGGAACAGGAUCUGGCAUGGGUACUCUUCUCAUUAAUAAAAUCAAAGAGGAAUAUCCAGACAGAAUCAUGAACACCUUCAGUAUUAUGCCUUCACCAAAAGUAUCAGACACAGUUGUUGAACCAUAUAAUGCUAUACUCUCCAUUCACCAGCUAAUAGAGAAUACAGAUGAAACUUUCUGCAUUGACAAUGAAGCUCUUUACGAUAUAUGUUUCAGAACCCUUAAACUAACCAACCCCACAUACGGUGAUCUUAACCACCUGGUUUCCAUGACUAUGAGUGGAGUCACCACAUCUCUCCGUUUUCCUGGCCAGCUAAAUGCAGACUUGAGGAAACUUGCAGUGAAUAUGGUACCCUUCCCUCGUUUGCAUUUUUUCAUGCCUGGCUUUGCUCCCCUAACUUCUCGAAGCAGUCAGAUAUACAGUGCUCUUACAGUGCCAGAGCUUACACAACAGAUGUUUGAUGCAAGAAACAUGAUGACAGCCUGUGACCCCAGACAUGGUCGGUACAUGACAGUGGCUGCUAUCUUCAGGGGCCGUAUGUCCACAAAAGAAGUGGAUGAACAGAUGCUGGCUAUCCAGACAAGAAACAGUAGCUACUUUGUAGAAUGGAUUCCAAACAAUGUUAAGGUCGCAGUCUGCGAUAUCCCACCACGAGGGCUCAAGCUGUCAGCUACCUUCAUAGGGAACAAUACUGCCAUCCAAGAAAUCUUUAGGAGGAUCUCAGAGCAGUUUUCAGCAAUGUACAGAAGAAAAGCAUUCCUGCACUGGUACACUGGUGAGGGAAUGGAUGAAAUGGAAUUUACAGAAGCAGAAUGCAACACCAAUGACUUGGUGGCUGAAUACCAGCAAUACCAAGAUGCACCUGCAGACAUGGAUGAAAUGUAUGAGGAGGAGGAGGAGGAGGAGGAAGAAGAAGAUGAAGAGCACAACUGAUCCCAGACAAUCUGUUACUAUAGAAACAAACUUAAAAGAAUACUUGAACGUUUACAGCAAAGGUAGUGAUGAGGUCAACACAAGACUAUUACUCACGUACAACUUUUUUUGUGUUGGGAAUUUCUUAGAUGCUAUAUAUUCAUUCUGAGGACUAACAGAACCCUUAGAAACUAAUUUAGGCAUUUCCAAAAUGUUUUGUUUAUCCAAUGCUAUCAGCAAAAUUUUCUAGUUUUUAAACAGCCUCACUGAAAAUUUGAUAAAUUCAGUUCUGCUAGUUAAUUUUACAAGAUUUUAUUAUCAAAGAGGCAUUUUUUACAAGUUCAAAAUUUAUAAUGCAUACAGCUACUAUGAAGUCACAGCUCUGUUUAAAUCAAGUUUGUUACAACUGCCAUGAAGUCACAGCUCUCUAUCUAAUGUAACACAUUGCUACAUGGUAAAUUAUUUUGCUGUCCAGAGAUAGAAAAUACCAAUUCCAUCCUGGAAUACCACAUACGUCUCAUUUGUUGCAUUAGAAAAUAAGGUACUAGAUGAACUUCAAGUAUUGAAAUCACUGUAGUAUAUUAAAAUAUAAAG